AUAUGAGCUUAGUAAGCUUGUUGUUACAAUUCACUAUUUCGUUGUUUUGAAAUUCACAACAACUAUUCUGUGUUGUUCAAUAAGUUUAAAAAAAAAAACAAAAUGUUCAAGGAGCUAGUAUUGUGGAUGCAUCAUUUGGCCCACGACUUUUGCUUGGCUCGCCCAAUGCCACCGAUACCUCGACAUGGCUGUCGUGUGCCAGUGAAGAAUGGAUUUUUCGCCAAUUUGAUUUUCUUUGUGGCCAUUGUGACGCCGUUGUACUUUUGCCUGUUGAAGGACGUGAUCGCCAUGAUAACCAAGCCCAAGAAGCGUUAAUCCUCGCCAAGGACACUAUCCUUUUUAAGUCAUAGUUUGGUCAGUCAAUGUAGUUGCUAGUUGAAAUCCCAACCCAAUCAAUAUAGUUUGUGGCAUCGUCU
Molecule: messenger RNA, 416 nt
Organism: Drosophila melanogaster (fruit fly)
Lineage: Eukaryota; Metazoa; Arthropoda; Insecta; Diptera; Drosophilidae
Exons: 2
Coding region: 103-315 (70 amino acids)
Source: RefSeq, marked reviewed